CGUAAUGCUUCUAAGGUUGCUAAUUGGCAAUAAAUUCACAUGUUCACGCUAUACUUUGGCAUUGAAUCUCGAGUUAAGUGAGCUUCCUUCUGGCAAGCAUCAUACUUUGGAGUCAGUCGCGAAAAAUACUUGCGUGUUCGCGGGCUGUUAAGACAGUAGAUGGAAAGGUGAAUGAUGACAGUGAAAUUCGUCUUCUUGCUGCUCAGCGUCAAUGUUGUGGCUUUGGCUCUGCCUUUGAAUUACUAUGCUCCGGAUCUGCUGACCUACAGUUCCUCAAGAAAUGCAAAUGGAUAUGAUUUCAGCUAUUCAACUAUUGAUGGUCAAUCUCGUGAUGAACAUGGCGAAAUUCUUCCCCUGAAGGACGGAGAAAAUGAGAUUGAAGUAUUGGAAGUCAGAGGCUCUUAUUCUUUCACGGGAGACGACAAUCGCAUCUACACUGUGAAUUAUGUGGCUGGAAUCAAUGGCUAUCACGCCAACACAACAAUUACAGAUGCUAUUCCUCAUGAAAAAGUUACAGCUUUUGUUGCUCCGAUUGUUCUAAAAUCCCUCGUUGGAUGACAAUAAAAAUGAUGACGAGUCUCUGAACUUCUUUCGAUAUAAUUCAUUAUUCUGUGUCCAGAAUCUCUUGCAAUGACAAAUUGGUGGUGAAAAGGAGACAAAUAUUUUGAAGAAUUUAUGGUAAUUCCCGAUCGCGUCUAAAAGCCAUCCCGUGUCAUGAAUCCGACAAAAGGAAUUUCUCACUGCCAGACUUGUCGAAAGAUAAACAAAUUGCGCCCGAACAUCCCCCAAAAGCUCUGCAUAACAUGAAAAAUUGCCAAGUUGUUCUGCGCC
Molecule: messenger RNA, 831 nt
Organism: Phlebotomus argentipes
Lineage: Eukaryota; Metazoa; Arthropoda; Insecta; Diptera; Psychodidae
Product: larval cuticle protein 65Ag1-like
Exons: 3
Coding region: 172-558 (128 amino acids)
Cellular component (GO): chitin-based extracellular matrix
Molecular function (GO): structural constituent of chitin-based larval cuticle
Source: RefSeq, a predicted model, not a curated record